Thermothielavioides terrestris NRRL 8126 is the source of this 905-nucleotide messenger RNA. RefSeq lists its product as uncharacterized. The transcript is spliced from 2 exons. The record is from RefSeq and is a predicted model, not a curated record. NCBI's taxonomy places the organism in Eukaryota, Fungi, Ascomycota, Sordariomycetes, Sordariales, Chaetomiaceae. Bases 135 to 794 code for a protein of 219 amino acids.
AUUUGGACUUGGACUGACUGCCAUGAGUUCAAAUAAGAACCUUUUGUCCAGUUGCGCCGGAGUGCCCAAGUGAACACUGUCUUCGGCAUCCAAGAUCUUUGAACAGAUCCUGCACUGCAAUCCCACUCACCAACAUGAUUGACUUCAUCCGCCAUCAUUGGUACGACCUUGGCGUCAUACCAUUCUUUCUCUCCCUUUGGUACCUCCGUCUCAAUCGGGCCAAAUUGACGACAACAGAGAAAUUCCUUCUCGCCAACUUCAUGGCCGUCCUGGCUCACCAAUUCGAGGAAUAUCGCUUCCCUGGAGGGUUCCCCGCGGCGAUGAACAUGGGUGUCCACUCCAGCGCGCGCCCGGAGCGGUUCCCUCUGAGUUCCCACUCUGCGGCCCUCACCAACAUAGUCGCCACGUACGGAUACUAUCUGGCUCCGGUGUUCUUCCCUGACCAGGUUUGGGCCGCACUGGGACCCGUCCUCCUCGGCUUCGGACAGUUCUUCAUCCACGGCAUCAACAUCAACACGAAGCUCGGCUCCUUUUACAAUCCAGGCCUUGCGACAGUGAUUUUCAUGCAUAUCCCUCUCGGCUACUACUACAUUCGCCACGUGGCCCGGAGUGGCCAGUUGACGCGGCGUCAGUGGGCGCUGGGCCUUGCCUAUGCCGCUGCGUUCUGGUACUUGGUGCUCAUCAAGUCUACCUUCGGCUGGCUCGUGGACUACGACUCGCCGUACCCUUUCUACCCGGCCGAGAUGGAGCGUGGAGGGGUGGCUGCUUGGAUCAAGCGUGUCCGCAAUCUCUGAUUGAGAAGAUCAAGUACGUCAGGCGUUUUACAGAGAGAAUCUUCGCAAGCUCGAAAAGGAGUUCAGGUCAGGUUUGCUUCAUGAAGCUCCCGCCUGCCUGCGAGGCGGAGC